AUGACCGGACGGAAGCGCCAACGGCAGCCCGUCUUCCACGUCGCCCCGUGUUCUCCUGCAACGCAUGUUUUGCGCAAGUCACUCAGCGCUGUCAUCUCUUUGGCUCCCGCCCGCAAGCCUAUUCGUCUGACACAAUGCGACACGUCAACCGCUUUCGAGUCUGUCUCCGAGAUCAGCCAGCGUGCCAACCUAUCCCCAUUCGAGACCCAGUGUGCCAGUAAUUCCUAUUCCAAUGCCUGCGCCUAUGUGCUGGGAAACCAAGGUCACAUCGAAGCGUCCACCAUCCUGGCCGGUGAUGUCAAGACCAGCCAGGAAUAUGGCCCUCUGCAACGGCUGAUAGGCCCGUGUCACCCCAACGUGCGACAACCACCCUAG
Molecule: messenger RNA, 375 nt
Organism: Colletotrichum abscissum
Lineage: Eukaryota; Fungi; Ascomycota; Sordariomycetes; Glomerellales; Glomerellaceae
Exons: 1
Coding region: 1-375 (124 amino acids)
Source: RefSeq, a predicted model, not a curated record